Messenger RNA from Populus nigra (black poplar), 2969 nucleotides. RefSeq names its product putative potassium transporter 12. Gene Ontology annotation, molecular function: potassium ion transmembrane transporter activity. The coding region runs from base 258 to 2819 and encodes 853 amino acids. Gene Ontology annotation, biological process: potassium ion transmembrane transport. The record is from RefSeq and is a predicted model, not a curated record. NCBI's taxonomy places the organism in Eukaryota, Viridiplantae, Streptophyta, Magnoliopsida, Malpighiales, Salicaceae. Gene Ontology annotation, cellular component: membrane. The transcript has 10 exons.
UAAUUGGUGCUGUUGUUAUCUUCUUUGUCCCUCGUCUUGUUAUUGUUAUUAUUUUAUAUUAUCUUAGCAACUCAAAUUUAGUACCAUUCAGUGUCUCCUAAAAUCCAGUGCUACACCCUCCAAUGACUGCUUCAAUCUGUGAUUACUGAAUAUAUAAUAUAGGUUUUGUUCUUAAAGUGGGUGGUUUUGCAGAAAUAUGGAAGGAGAUGAUGAUCGGAUUGAAGAGAGCAGUGUGAGGUUGGUGGGUAGUAGUAACGAUGGCAUCGUUGAUGGUGGUGGUGGUGGUGUUGGCGAGUCGAGGUGGGUGGAUGGUAGUGAAGUUGACUCAGAGUCACCUCCUUGGUCUUUGCUUGAUGAGAAUGAUAGCGGCCAAGGGUAUGGAUCUAUUAGGAGGAGGCUGGUUAAGAAGCCCAAAAGAGUUGAUUCUUUUGAUGUUGAAGCCAUGGAGAUUGCUGGUGCUCACCACCACCACUCCAAGGAAUUCUAUAAACAGCACCUUUUCUGCAGUCGUGCUUAGAAUCCAUGGAAAGAGAGCACGGCCAAAAAGGAGUUGGAAGGACCUUUCAGUUUGGCAAAAUCUUGCAUUGGCCUUCCAGACACUUGGUGUGGUGUACGGUGACUUGGGUACAAGCCCUCUUUAUGUCUUUACUGAUGUUUUCAGUAAGGUGCCCAUCAGGUCAGAAGUUGAUGUCCUGGGAGCUUUAUCCCUAGUUAUUUACACAAUUGCUCUCAUUCCACUAGCAAAAUAUGUUUUUGUAGUGCUCAAAGCAAAUGAUAACGGGGAAGGAGGAACAUUUGCUCUGUAUUCACUGAUUUGCAGAUAUGCAAAGGUCAAUAUGCUGCCAAAUCGACAGCCAGCUGAUGAAAAUAUUUCAAGUUUUAGGCUCAAAUUACCAACUCCAGAACUGGAAAGGGCUUUAAACAUAAAAGAAACUUUGGAGAAAAGAUCAUCCUUGAAAACUGUGCUUUUGCUUUUGGUUCUGACAGGAACUUCUAUGGUCAUAGGAGAUGGUAUUCUAACCCCCGCGAUGUCAGUGAUGUCUGCUGUGAGUGGUCUGCAAGGUGAAAUAUCCGGCUUUGGUACAAGUGCUGUGGUGGUUGUCUCAAUCAUAAUCCUUUUGGGGAUUUUCAACAUACAGCGGUUUGGAACUGGGAAGGUGGGUUUCAUGUUUGCUCCUGUACUUGCUCUGUGGUUCUUUUCUCUGGGUGCUAUUGGGAUUUACAAUCUAGUGAAGCAUGAUAUCAGCGUCCUCAAAGCACUCAAUCCAGCCUACAUCUAUUUCUUCUUCAAGAAAAACAGUAGUGCUGCUUGGUCAGCUCUUGGUGGUUGCGUUCUGUGCAUUACAGGAGCUGAAGCGAUGUUUGCUGACUUGGGGCAUUUUUCAGUACAAUCCAUACAGAUUGCCUUUACUUGUGUAGUGUUUCCCUGUCUUCUUUUGGCUUACAUGGGCCAGGCUUCAUAUUUAAUGAAAUAUCCUGAUUCUGCAAGCAGAAUAUUCUAUGAUUCUGUUCCAGGGAGCCUGUUCUGGCCAGUCUUUGUCAUUGCCACACUCGCUGCCAUGAUUGCCAGCCAAGCAAUGAUAUCUGCUACGUUUUCAUGUGUUAAACAAGCAAUGGCUCUUGGAUGCUUCCCAAGGCUGAAGAUUGUUCACACCUCAAGGAAGCUGAUGGGCCAGAUUUAUAUCCCUGUCAUCAAUUAUUUUCUAAUGAUAAUGUGCAUCAUUGUGGUUUCCAUCUUUCAAAGAACCACGGAUAUUGCCAAUGCAUAUGGCAUAGCUGAAGUUGGUGUGAUGAUUGUGAGCACCACGCUGGUCACACUUGUGAUGCUACUAAUUUGGCGGACCAACUUGUUUUUGGCUUUGUGUUUCCCGUUAGUGUUUGGAUCUAUUGAACUCAUUUACUUGUCUGCAGUUCUGUCGAAAAUCUUAGAGGGUGGCUGGCUUCCGCUUGCUUUUGCCACGUUCUUUCUAUGUGUGAUGUACACUUGGAAUUAUGGGAGCGUGUUGAAGUACCAGAGUGAGGUAAGAGAGAAGAUUUCCAUGGAUUUUAUGCUUGAGCUUGGUUCCACCCUCGGAACUGUAAGAGUUCCAGGAAUCGGAUUGCUGUACAAUGAGCUUGUCCAAGGUGUUCCCUCAAUUUUUGGGCAGUUCCUGCUGAGCCUUCCAGCAAUCCACUCUACUAUAGUAUUUGUUUGUAUCAAGUAUGUCCCUGUUCCAGUAGUUCCUCAAGAGGAAAGGUUUCUUUUCCGAAGAGUUUGUCCAAAGGACUACCAUAUGUUCCGCUGCGUUGCCCGAUACGGUUACAAAGAUGUCAGAAAGGAAGGUCACCAUGUGUUUGAGCAACUUUUGGUGGAUAGCCUUGAGAAGUUUCUGAGAAGAGAGGCUCAAGAUCUUGCCAUCGAGAGCAAUUUGAACGAGUACUUUGAUAAUGCUUCCGAGAGGUCAAGGGAUUCUGGAGCUGCAGGUGGUGAUGGGACAGAUGAACUUAGGGUUCCUUUAAUGCAUGAUCAAAGACUGGAAGACCCAGGAAGUUCUAUUUCCGAAGAAACUUCAUCAGCAUUUCCCUCUAGUGUUAUGUCCCUGGAUGAAGACCCAAGUCUGGAGUAUGAGCUUUCAGCACUUCGAGAAGCAAUGGAUUCGGGAUUUACUUAUUUACUGGCUCACGGGGAUGUGAGGGCAAAGAAAAACUCUUUUUUCUUCAAGAAACUGGUUAUUAACUACUUUUACGCAUUCUUGAGGAAAAACUGUAGAGCUGGUGCUGCUAAUAUGAGUGUACCCCACAUGAAUAUCUUGCAAGUCGGGAUGACAUACAUGGUCUAAAUCGUUUUUUUCAUUCAAGACUGUCUGGUAAUUUUUUUUAUUUUUUUUUUGUCGGUGUUAGCUACCCGUUGCAGUCUCACCACUUGAAGCUUUAAAUUAAACUUGCGGAAACAAACAAUGGAAAAUAAUAAUAUUAGCAUUACAGUUGCA